Eurytemora carolleeae is the source of this 3123-nucleotide messenger RNA. It is a transcript of the gene lt, whose product is annotated as vacuolar protein sorting-associated protein 41 homolog. Gene Ontology annotation, biological process: endosomal vesicle fusion; protein targeting to vacuole; macroautophagy. Lineage: Eukaryota; Metazoa; Arthropoda; Copepoda; Calanoida; Temoridae. The transcript has 25 exons. Gene Ontology annotation, molecular function: protein binding. The coding region runs from base 204 to 2816 and encodes 870 amino acids. The record is from RefSeq and is a predicted model, not a curated record. Gene Ontology annotation, cellular component: HOPS complex; late endosome.
CAUAGUAUUUAAAUAUUUCUACAUUAAAAAUUUUUUCUUUUCAGUUUUCAGAAUUAAAAUAAGAUUUAUAAAUUCUUAGAACCUAAAUAUUGAGAUCGCACAAUUAUGUUAUAUUUUAAAAGAAUUACAACGACUCCACCCUUUCUCAUGCAAUCCCCCCCCCUUAGAAAUCUGAUGUACAUUUUUAUAAUUUUCCAGAGAAAAUGUCAGAGUUUGAGGUUGGUGAAGAUUCCCUGUCUUCUAUAGGAUGUGGAAGCUCUGUGUCUAAGUUUACACGAGGCCCAUCAGAAGAAUCUUCCAGUUCUGAGUCAGAUGAGGAAGAAGAGGAUGAGGAGAUUGAGCCCAAGCUUAAGUAUGAAAGAUUGUCUGCGGAUCUUAAAUCAAUUCUUCAAAAGGAUAAAGCUACCUGUAUGGCAGUACACUCCAAAUUCCUAGUUCUAGGAACAGAAUGGGGAACUAUACAUCUACUAGACGCUAUGGGCAAUUCUUUAACCUCGAAAACUAGUCAAUCACAUUCAGUUGGAGUGAACCAAGUGAGUAUAGAUCAUGCUGGAGAAUUCUACGCCUCUUGUUCCAAUGAUGGCAGUGAUAGAAUUGUUAUCACUGGUCUUUACACAGAAGUUAAUACUCACAACUUAAAGCUUGAGACUCCGGUACAAUCCAUAGCCAUUGAUCCAAUAUAUGCCAGGGCAAACUCUGGACGAAGAUACAUGACUGCAAUCAAUGAAAAAUUGUUUCUCAAUGAAAAAACUUUUCUCUCAAGGUAUAAGCAGGAUGUAAUCUGUCAGGGAGAAGGACCGGUUCAUAAUAUAAGAUGGCGCGGUAGAUUUGCAGCAUGGAUUACAGAUAAAGGGAUCCGUGUGUUUGAUGUAGUGGCAGAAACCACAAUUUCACUUGUUCCUAAGCCUGUGAAUGCCCCGUCCCAUUCUGAAGUUCCCUGGAGGAUCAGCUGGGGAGAUCAGUUCAAACUUCUAGUAGCCUUCGGUAGCAUUGUCAAGGUUUGUUGUAUUGAGAAACGGACACCUUUUCAGGAAGGUUUACCGCUGUAUCUGGUUAGGGUAGAUGCUAGCUUUACUCUUGAUUGUUCUAUCUGUGGGAUAGCACCUCUAGAUAAUCUGGUGGUAGUGUUAGCUAUCCCUAAUGAGCUAGAUGAGACAGGGAGACCUGAACGUCCCCAGCUAAUGGUGUUUGAGAAGAAUGAAACCCAAUAUGAUCUGGUCUCUACUGAUUUACUCUCCAUAAGAGGGCAUGAGGAAUACAAGCCCAAGGACUACAAGUUUGAGUGCCUUGUGGACGACAAGUUCUACUUCAUCAUGAGUCCUCAUGAUGUGGUGGUUGGUAAACCACGGGAUGAGGAUGAUCAUGUGGACUGGUUGGUUCAGCAUCAACGGUUCCAGGAGGCUCUGGCACUCACACAGGAGAAGGAGAAGUACUUAAAGAAACACAGUUUCCAGGAGGUUGGAGGAAGAUACCUGGAGCACCUGCUCCGGGAGAAGGAGUUUAAGCUGGCAGGAGAACUUUGCACAUCAAUCCUGGCUAAGGAUAAGAGAAGAUGGGAAGAACAGGUGUUUAGAUUUGCGAAGGUGAAACAACUGAAGACCAUUGCUGAAUAUUUGCCUUGUGGAGAUUUUAAACUUGAUCCUGCUAUUUAUGAAAUGGUUCUUUUUGACUUCCUCAAAACAGACGUUGAAGGUUUCCUGCUGUUAAUUAGACGCUGGUCAACUGACCUCUAUAAUUCUGUGGCAGUUGUAAAUGCUGUUCUAGAACAAUUGAGGUUGGAACCUGAGAACUCGCCUCUACUUCGCUCCUUGGCAACCUUAUUCUCCUACCAGAGGAAGUACGACAAGGCUAUGGAGGUUUAUCUCAAGCUCAAGCAUGAAGAUGUAUUCACACUUAUCAGGCAGCAUCGGCUCUUCAGAACUAUCCAGGAUAAGAUCCCCUCCCUCAUGGAUCUGAACUCUACUGAGGCUCUCAAACUUUUCUUAGACUUUCAGGGUGAGAUCCCGAGUAAAGUUGUUGUAGCAGCUCUCUCUUCCAGGAGGAAACAGCUGUUCUUGUAUCUAGAUGCUCUCUACACUAGGGAUAGAAAGGAUUGCCCAGGUGUAUUCCAUGGACAUCUUGUAAAGCUGUAUGCAGACUAUGCACCACAGAAACUCCUCUCCUUUUUACAAACUUCGGAUCAGUAUCCAAUACAGGAUGCAUUAGAUGAAUGUGAGCUUCGAGGAAUGACUCCUGAGCGUAUAUACCUACUGGCUAGGAUAGGGAACACCAAGGCCGCCCUGAACCUUAUCAUCAGGGAGCUAGCGGAUAUCGAGUAUGCAGUCAACUUCUGUAAAGAGCAUGACGAUGUUGAACUGUGGAAUGAUAUUAUAAACUAUAGUCUGGAUAAACCCAUAUUUAUCAAUUAUCUUCUUCAUAAUAUUGGAACUCAUAUUGACCCCAGAAUAUUGGUGGAGAAAAUUGAUACCGGGAUGAAGAUUCCUGGACUAAGGGACAGUUUGAUUCAGAUUCUUAGGGACUAUAAUCUACAGAUCUCUCUUCAAGAAGGCUGUAAGAAGAUUCUAGUUUCGGACUGUUUUUCACUUCUUCAAAAGCAGGUGCGAAGUUCAGCCCGAGGAUUGAAGGUUGAAAAUGGUCAGGUUUGCUCCGAGUGCUCCGUAUCAUUGCUGAACCUGGAUCCUGCCAGGAUGGAGAAUAUAACUGUCUUUAACUGCAGGCAUGCUUUCCAUGCAGACUGUUUGCCGGACGUCAACAUGUGUACAUUAUGUACAAGAGGAGGGGGUUAUCAACCGAACUAUGCAUACUUUAAAAACUAAACUAUAUCAACUGAUCUAUGCAGUCUGUUUUUCUGACAUAAAUGUGUUUACAGUGUACAGUAUGUGCAAAAAAUCGUUCUUUCAUUUAAAUUAAACUAAAGGGCAUAGUUUAAAAACUAGGAGACGAUGUUAACUGAACUAUGCAUUCUACAAAAGAGAAAAAUGCAUGAAAAUGAGCUUUAUUGGGAUAUAUUUGUUAUGUCUAGAUUACUUUAAAUGUUUUUAUUUUUUAUUUUGUGUUGUAAGCUAUAAUAUGGCCUAUAUAUUAUUUUUCAUUUACCUUUUUUUGUACUAUCUUGUUUUUUCA